Messenger RNA from Paramormyrops kingsleyae, 3050 nucleotides. RefSeq names its product COPI coat complex subunit beta 2 (gene copb2). Gene Ontology annotation, biological process: retrograde vesicle-mediated transport, Golgi to endoplasmic reticulum; endoplasmic reticulum to Golgi vesicle-mediated transport; intracellular protein transport. Gene Ontology annotation, molecular function: structural molecule activity; protein binding. Gene Ontology annotation, cellular component: COPI vesicle coat. NCBI's taxonomy places the organism in Eukaryota, Metazoa, Chordata, Actinopteri, Osteoglossiformes, Mormyridae. The record is from RefSeq and is a predicted model, not a curated record.
AUCUCGCCAGAACUCGUACCCCAACCGUAAAUCUCGCGAUAAACAGGAAGCUCCACGUCUACCGUAGCGACGCAGGCUUACCAGCGGACUGAGAGACUGAGGGACCCGGAUACAGUGAAGUCGACGGCCGGUGCCUGAAACCAUGCCUCUCAGACUAGACAUCAAGCGGAAGCUGACCGCCCGCUCGGACCGCGUGAAGAGCGUGGACCUCCACCCCACGGAGCCAUGGAUGCUGGCCAGCCUGUACAACGGCAGCGUCUGCGUCUGGAACCAUGAGACGCAGACCCUUGUGAAGACCUUCGAGGUGUGCGACUUGCCGGUCAGGGCCGCCAAGUUCGUCGCGAGGAAGAACUGGGUCAUCACGGGGGCGGACGACAUGCAGAUCCGUGUGUUCAACUACAACACCCUGGAGCGCGUGCACAUGUUCGAGGCACACUCGGACUACAUCCGCUGCAUCGCUGUGCAUCCCACGCAGCCCUUCAUCCUGACCAGCAGCGACGACAUGCUCAUCAAGCUGUGGGACUGGGAUAAGAAGUGGUGCUGCAGUCAGGUGUUCGAGGGCCACACCCACUACGUGAUGCAGAUCGUCAUCAACCCCAAGGACAACAACCAGUUUGCCAGCGCCUCUCUCGACAGGACCAUCAAGGUCUGGCAGCUUGGCUCCUCCUCCCCCAACUUCACCCUGGAGGGGCAUGAGAAGGGGGUGAACUGCAUCGACUACUACAGCGGGGGAGACAAGCCUUACCUCAUCUCCGGGGCCGACGAUCGGCUCGUCAAGAUCUGGGACUACCAGAAUAAGACGUGUGUCCAGACUCUGGAGGGACACGCCCAGAACGUGUCCUGCGUGAGCUUCCACCCCGAGCUGCCCAUCAUCAUCACGGGCUCUGAGGAUGGCACAGUGCGCAUCUGGCACUCAAGCACCUAUAGGCUGGAGAGCACGCUUAACUAUGGCAUGGAGCGCGUGUGGUGCGUGUCGGGUCUGCGCGGCUCCAACAGCGUGGCCCUGGGUUAUGACGAGGGCAGCAUCAUCAUCAAGCUCGGGCGAGAGGAGCCCGCCAUGUCCAUGGACGCCAACGGCAAGAUCAUCUGGGCCAAGCACUCAGAGGUGCAGCAGGCCAACCUGAAGGCCAUGGGCGAGGCGGAGAUCAAGGACGGCGAGCGGCUGCCCCUGGCCGUCAAGGACAUGGGCAGCUGCGAGAUCUACCCCCAGACGAUCCAGCACAACCCCAACGGCAGGUUUGUGGUGGUGUGUGGAGAUGGAGAGUACAUCAUCUACACGGCCAUGGCACUGAGGAACAAGAGCUUCGGCUCGGCACAGGAGUUUGUGUGGGCCCACGACUCCUCCGAGUAUGCGAUCCGGGAGAGCAACAGCGUGGUGAAGAUUUUUAAGAACUUCAAGGAGAAGAAGUCCUUCAAGCCAGAUUUUGGGGCAGAAGGUAUCUACGGAGGGUUCCUGCUGGGAGUGCGGUCCGUGAACGGCCUGGCAUUUUAUGACUGGGAGAACACGGAGCUGAUUCGCCGAAUUGAGAUCCAGCCCAAACACAUCUUCUGGUCAGACUCGGGGGAGCUGGUGUGCAUCGCCACCGAGGAAUCCUUCUUCAUCCUCAAGUACCUAUCUGAGAAGGUGUCAGCGGCACAGGAGUCUAACGAGGGAGUCACGGAGGAUGGCAUCGAGGACGCUUUUGAGGUCCAAGGGGAGAUCCAGGAGAUCGUGAAAACCGGCCUGUGGGUGGGCGACUGCUUCAUAUACACCAGCUCCGUCAACAGACUCAACUACUUUGUGGGCGGGGAGAUCGUCACCAUCGCUCACCUGGACAGGACCAUGUACCUGCUGGGCUACAUCCCCAAGGACGACCGGCUCUACCUGGGCGACAAGGAGCUGAACAUCGUGAGCUACUCGCUGCUGGUGUCCGUGCUGGAGUACCAGACGGCCGUCAUGCGCCGGGACUUCGGCAUGGCCGACAAAGUGCUGCCUACUAUCCCCAAGGAGCAGAGGACACGCGUGGCACACUUCCUGGAGAAGCAGGGCUUCAAACAGCAGGCCCUGGCUGUGUCCACGGACCCCGAGCACCGGUUCGAGCUGGCGCUGCAACUGGGGGAGCUGAAGAUCGCUUAUCAGUUGGCCAUGGAGGCAGAGUCGGAGCAGAAGUGGAAGCAGCUUGCUGAGCUGGCCAUUGGCCGCUGCCAGUUCAGCCUGGCCCAGGAGUGCCUGCACUACGCGCAGGACUAUGGCGGCCUGCUGCUGCUGGCCACCGCCUCCGGCAACGCCGCCAUGGUGAGCCGGCUGGCCGAACAUGCCGAGCGCGAUGGCAAGAACAACGUGGCCUUCAUGACCUACUUCCUGCAGGGAAAGCUCGAUCAGUGCUUGGAGCUCCUGAUCCGCACCAACCGCUUGCCGGAGGCUGCCUUCCUGGCCCGAACGUACCUGCCCAGCCAAGUGUCCAGGGUGGUGAAGCUGUGGAGGGAGAGUCUCUCCAAGGUGAACCAGAAGGCGGGCGAGGCGCUGGCUGACCCCACAGAGUACGAGAACCUCUUCCCCGGCCUGCGGGAGGCCUUCGUGGCUGAGCAGUACCUGAAGGAGACCUCCAGGAAAAUGAGACCGGCCAAAGACUACCCGCUGGUGACGCCCAAUGAGGAGAGGAACGUCCUUGAAGAGGCCAGAGGCUUUGUACCAACAGCGGCUCCUGCCCCAGCUGAGGAAGCGACAGAGCUCAAAAUGGGUGCUCCCGUGACCCCAGAUGUCGCCGUAGCAACACGGAUGGCUCCACCUACCCAGCUGGCAGAACCUCUGGGCAGCGGAGAAAUGAAGGGGAAGGAGCCGCAAGUGGGCCGUCCCACGGUCCAACAGCCGGUUCGCAAAGCCAAGGAGGAAGAGGAGGACCUCGAUGAUCUGGACGCAGACCUGGACAACCUCGAUCUGGAGGACAUCGACACGGCAGAUGUUAACCUGGACGAUGACUUCUUAGACGAUUAAAACACCUGCGGAAGAUCUGCUCCGAGAGACCAAACGACUCUAUUUCAUACCUUCUAGUUUCUGCCAUGGGAGUGGU